This is a messenger RNA of Camponotus floridanus (Florida carpenter ant), 1591 nucleotides long. RefSeq lists its product as uncharacterized. NCBI's taxonomy places the organism in Eukaryota, Metazoa, Arthropoda, Insecta, Hymenoptera, Formicidae. Gene Ontology annotation, molecular function: olfactory receptor activity; odorant binding. The record is from RefSeq and is a predicted model, not a curated record. Gene Ontology annotation, biological process: detection of chemical stimulus involved in sensory perception of smell; sensory perception of smell. The transcript is spliced from 11 exons. The annotation marks the transcript as partial. Gene Ontology annotation, cellular component: plasma membrane.
AGUGAAUAAACGUGUCAGAGAGUUUUCUUCUUUUGAACAUAUUUCAAAGUGAAUAAACGACAAGUUACGGUUAGAUGUAAAUAUCCAACAAAUUACCCGAUUUGUUUCUAACAUUUUUGCUGUAGUCUAAUAAUGUAAAAUGUCUUUCUACAACAAUCGCUACUAUUAUCUCAAUAAAACAUUCCUAUCCAUUAUCGGCCAAUGGCCAUUUCAAUCGCGACUGGAGGGUAACGUGCUGCUCGCCAUUACAAUAUUGUUCAUUUGCAGUUUGACAACUUUAGAGUUAUUGGGCCUGAUAGCCGGAAUAACGAAUUUGAACAUUGUCAUGGAGAACUCAUCGCCGUUAUUCAUCAACAGCCUUAUCUUCGUAAAGCUAAUCAACUCUCUCUGUAAUAAGCAUAAAAUGAAGGAUCUUCUGGAGAAUAUCGAAGAGACUUGGAAGAUGACACCAAUCGGACCAGAAAGUAAAAUAUUACGGAAUUAUGCGGAGCAAAACAGAAUAUUUACGAUACAAUAUGCAGCUGCUCUUUUAUCUUCGGCAAUCUUUUAUUCCACGAUGCCGAUCGUCGUAAAUGGAAUAUACUCGUUUUUACCAACGAAUGAAAACUACACGGCCAGAUUUUUAUAUCGCUUGGAACAUGUUCUCGACGUGGACAAGUAUUUCAAUCUCCUGAUGCUUCAUGGGAUUAUUAGUAUAUUUUAUAUAGCGUACAAGAUAAAUCGUAUACGAAGCUCCGAUUUUGUGAUACUCAAGCCAAAUAUAGAGGAUGAUGAAGCAUAUCAUGUCAUAAUUGAUUGCAUAAAAUCGUAUAAACAUGCCUUAAAAUUUUCAGAUCUGCUCUCAUCCGUUUACGCAACAUCUUUUUUCUUUUUAUUAGGAAUUGCAAUCUUAAGCUUAAGCUUCAAUGCGGCUGAGUUGAUAAUGGUGAAUAAUCAGUUGGAUGAAACUAUCAGAAUUGUUUCUGCUAUUAUGGGACUAUUGACGCAUAUAUUUUACUUGAGUUUGACGUCUCAACGAUUGAUUGAUCACAGCAGCGAACUACAAGAAACAAUUUAUAGCUGUGAGUGGUAUAAAAUUUCAUUAAGAUCCAGACAACUGUUGAGAUUCACGUUAAUGCGAGCUAUUAAACCAUGUGAAAUAAAAGCUGAGAUGUAUGUAAUGUCAUUGGAAAACUUUAGUUCGUUAUGGGGACUAAUAGCCGGAAUAACAGAUUUAAGCAUCAUCAUGGAGAAUGUAUCGCCGUUACUCGUGAACAGCAGCGUUGUUAUAAAGCUAAUCAACUUUUUGUAUAAUAAGUACAAAGUGCAGAUGAAAGAUCUACUUGAACACAUCAAAGAAACUUGGAAGAUGAUGAAACCUGAAACAGAAAGAAAAAUACUAGAAAGUUAUGCGGAAAGAACCAGAACGUUGACAAUACAAUAUGCAAUUGGAAUUUAUUCAAUGGGUAUGUCUUACGCUACGAUGCCAUUUGUCAUCAAAGGAAUAUAUUUGCUUUUACCUUCAAACGAAACCAAUCAAGUCAGAUUUCUAUAUCGUUUAGAACACGUCAUCGACGUGAACAAAUAUUUUAACCUUCUGAUGUUUCAUGGA